Molecule: messenger RNA, 1399 nt
Organism: Thermothelomyces thermophilus ATCC 42464
Lineage: Eukaryota; Fungi; Ascomycota; Sordariomycetes; Sordariales; Chaetomiaceae
Exons: 3
Coding region: 1-1215 (404 amino acids)
Molecular function (GO): protein dimerization activity
Source: RefSeq, a predicted model, not a curated record
AUGGAUCACGAUCGCGCCUGGCCUGCAAACGGGUCGUCUGAGGGACUCGAUGGGCUGCACGACAGCAUGUUGGCCACCGGCCUCGUCGCUCAACCGCUUGCUCAUAGCCGUAAUAACCCUGAGUCAAGUCAACCUGGCCCGUGGACAACUGGUACGGUACCGGCUUGCUCGCCGCGCUUUGGGGGUUUAUUUGUCCAGACACAGCAACAAGGGGCCAUCCACCCAUAUGGACUGCCGAGUCCAGCACCGACAGCUCCGGUCGCCUCGCCGCCCGACUGGCCGAACCAUGAUACUUCGUGCGUCGUUGGCGCCUGGCCCGUCAGUCCAAUAAGCCCAAGCCCAACCGUCGGCGAAGCGGUGGGCGUUGAGCUCAACCAUAACCUGCUUUAUCAACCCCACUCAGCUCAGGCAGCACACGCCUUGUUCGACGUCGGGUUCCGAGAUUGGGUCGGGAAUGCCAACUUCCACUUGGACCUGCACAACACGUACUCGGCUGCUCCCACUGUCUCCUCACUGCCGCAUGCAGUUCCGCCCAACGUCGGGUCCGCUUGGCCCGGUCACCUCCCAACCACAACUCUGGACAACGGAGAGUUGCCAGAGACAACAGCAUUUGGACACACUAUUACUCGAGAAAGAGGCUGCGGGCCGACCCUCCGCACGGCAACCCGCCGCGUCAAACGGCCGGCCCCUGCUCCCCGGCCGGGCGAGUCGGCCGCGCACCAGCGGGCGCGCGCCAACCACAACCUGGUCGAGCAGCACUACCGGCACCGGCUGCACGCGCGGUUCGAGGCGCUCCUGGACUCGCUCCCAGAGGGAAUUCUCAACGACGACGACGACGACGACGACGACGACCAGGCCGUGCGGGGCGAUCCCCGAGGAGGGACCGGCGGGGACGCCACCGUCGCUGCCCGCGGCAGUGGCGGAUGGGAUAUUAACGACGAUCAACAGACCGGGGCCCUCGCCACCGGCGUUGGUGGUAGGGGUGGUGGCGAUGGUGGAGGCAUCAAGGGGCGAAAUAACAGGCGGAUGAGCAAGGUGGACGUACUGACCAAGGCCGAUAGAGUAAUUAAAUUUCUGGAGGGGGAUAUCCAGAGGAUGAGGUGGGAGAUGGAGGAGAUGAAGAGGCAGAGGGAAGUGGCCUUCAGGAGGGUGGCCCCAAUGGAGACCGGUGUAGAGGUCAGGGGGAACUGCGAGUGGAAUAUGGAGGGUCGGUGACGUACGGAAGGGCGGAUCUUUUUUUUUUUUUUUUCCUCAUUCUUUCUUGGUUCCAGUUGCGAUCCGCUGAAAACUGAGUUGAUCAGUGUCUGGGAUCCAGUGGAGGCAGCAUACGAUAUCACGAACGACGAACGGCCAUGUUAUAUUAUUAUUAUAAAAGGAAUGAUGGAUGACACCUUAUGUC